Molecule: messenger RNA, 1281 nt
Organism: Thalassophryne amazonica
Lineage: Eukaryota; Metazoa; Chordata; Actinopteri; Batrachoidiformes; Batrachoididae
Gene: srxn1
Product: sulfiredoxin 1 homolog (S. cerevisiae)
Exons: 3
Coding region: 47-490 (147 amino acids)
Biological process (GO): cellular response to oxidative stress
Cellular component (GO): cytoplasm
Molecular function (GO): sulfiredoxin activity
Source: RefSeq, a predicted model, not a curated record
UGUCCAGGAAGCAAACCAAACACCCGACAAAUAAUCGUUUGGACAAAUGUUUCAAUUAUUUCUUGGUGUCAAAAGUCAAAUUAAGCUGACAGGGUUUGCCUUUAAAUAUCUGAGGAACAUGUCUACUUAUUCUGGCGCGGAUCUGAAAGAUAACGACAACAGGUCGAUUCACUCUGACAGUGUUGAAGCAGUUCAUAAUGUCCCAAUGGACAUCAUCAUCAGACCGAUUCCUCCUGUUCUGGACGAGGACAAAGUCCAAAGUCUUGUGAAAGCGAUACAGGAUGCAGUUGACAUCGCCAGUGUUCCUCCUAUUGAUGUACUCUGGAUCAAAGGGCGAGAAGGGGGCAAUUACUACUACUCUUUUGGGGGCUGUCACAGGUUUGCUGCUUAUCAGAGGCUGAAAAUGCCGAUGAUACCUGCCAAGAUCGUCAAAUCGACUGUUUCAGACCUCAGAACCUACUUGGGUGCAUCAACACCAGAUCUGCGUUGACUCUGGAUCAGAGACUUGUUCAGCAUUGUACAUGAAGCCCUGAUUGAUGUUGAAGCCAUCCACAACUCACAUCCAGUCCGAUGACAGCUCCUUUUCCUCUUUCCUAGAGGAAGGAAAUGUAGCUGUCAGGUAAACGACACAUUGUGCAUUAUUACGCAGAGACGAAGCUUUUUUUCUUCCUCCACUGCUUUCACAUUGUGAGCUCAGAGCAGCUUGAGGGUCUCCCUCUGUGGACAUUAAGGAAAUGAAGGGAAACCUGGGACAGAUUUUACCCAGCGGCCCAAAAGAACUCUAAAUUUUUCUUCUGAAUCGUCGCGUGUGAGAAGAUUUCCUGUGGCUCGCUCACUGUCUGGGAGUAACUGUAUCCUCAAAGGGUUCUGACAUGCAACACAGGCAUUAAAAAAAAUGAUUGCACCUGUUGCUUUAGUGAGCCGUUUCCACGGGUGGUUCAGCGCGUUUUUAUUUUGGAGGUUUUAAACAGAUCAAGGGGCUUUAGAGGCUAAGAGUAGGAAGUGAUCGUGGUCCUUUUUCAGAGUUCCUGCUGCACUGUUAAUUUUAUACAGUCAUUUAUCUGUAAUGUGUCAUUGCCACAUCAGAAUUCACACCGCUGGUUGAAGUGACUUGUUUUAGGAUUUGUUUUUGUUUGUUUGGGGGGUCACCCCCCCCAAAACAAAAAAAUUUAAAAAUCCUGAUCUUUUCAUCUGAAGUGGUCAUGUUUCCUCGUGGUCUGUAUUUGAUAUGACCAGAAUUUAAUCAAAUCUAAUAUGAAAAUAAAGCACAUUUGACAUGUU